Molecule: messenger RNA, 534 nt
Organism: Argiope bruennichi
Lineage: Eukaryota; Metazoa; Arthropoda; Arachnida; Araneae; Araneidae
Exons: 1
Coding region: 1-534 (177 amino acids)
Source: RefSeq, a predicted model, not a curated record
AUGGCCAGUAAAAAUAUAUCUUCAUUAGACAUUAAAUUUUCACGGGCGGUAAUCUCAGAACAAUCUCUUGUACAACACUCUGAUGCAGAAUUAGUGGAAGAAUUACGAUCCCAGGGGGUCUGUGCCGCUCGUCGCAUUCACGUUCGACAGGACGGACGAUUAAUUCCCACAAAGCAUGUUGUUGUCACUUUUAAGACACCUGUUCUCCCAAAAUUUAUACGUGCUGGAUAUUUACGUUGUAAAAUUCGUCCAUACAUACCUAAUCCUCUGAGAUGUUAUCAGUGUCAGAGGUAUGGACACUCCGGACAAACAAGUCGUGGUAAAAUGGUAUGUGGCAAAUGUUCCUCAUUGGAUCAUGAUACUAAUGCAUGCGAUUCAGAAACAUUGGAAUGCCCUAACAGCGCAUGUGCUCAUCCAGCAUCGUCUAAAUUUUGCCCUAAUUGGCAAAUGGAGAAAGAAAUUCUGGCCAUUAAAAUUAAAAAUAACACAUCCUUUAGAGAAGCCCGCCAAAUAGUUAAUGAUAGAACGUCCUAG